GCGCGGAAGAUGGCGGCCGUUGCGUGAUGCGUGUAAAGAAGACUCGUACUUGGAUUUAGUGGAAAACAUGAAAGAACUGCGGUAAGGUGCGUAAACACGCGCGAGACGCGACCGGUCGUACAGGCGCCGUUGUAAGAACGACCCACUCACCUACCCGCGUCAGAUCUCGACGCGAUCGCGGCAGUGUUGACGAAAUUUGUUUACGAUAAGCGGCGACGAGAGAAGAGGCUCUGUCUCUAAAUGGUUUUCGGCUGUCGUCGGUCGUCGCCGUCGCGAUUCUAGACACCGGCGGUCCCCGCAGGUAUCGCGAUUGCUGGCGAUUGCUCGCGGCGUCGCGGCUCGCGACGACGACUCGCGAGUCCAAGUCAAGCGCAUCUCUCCUGCAGUGAGCGGUGGGGAAGAAAAAUUGGAGCAUAAACCCGCUACGGACACAUCCGACACUGGAGAUUAAGUGUUGCCGGACUUCGGCCCGGUGAGAAGAGCAGUAGAGAUGCUGAAGCAAUUGCAGAUGGGGAUGAGAGCUUUCCUCUUAAUGGCCUCCCGUGUGUGGACCUGCAUCUGCUUUCUACUCAAGAAGCAGGUUAGAGCCAUCUCACAGCUGCAACCAGUCAAAUAUGAGAUCUUCCCACUUUCACCUUUAUCUAGGCACAGACUUAGUAUAGUUAAGAGAAAAGUAUUAGUACUGGAUUUAGACGAAACCUUAAUUCACUCUCAUCACGAUGGAGUAGCAAGGCCAACUGUCAGGCCUGGUACACCUCCAGAUUUUGUUCUUAAAGUGACGAUAGACAGACAUCCUGUUAGAUUUUUCGUCCAUAAAAGACCACACGUAGAUUUUUUCUUGGAUAUUGUUAGUCAGUGGUACGAGCUAGUAGUUUUUACUGCAUCCAUGGAAAUAUAUGGGGCAGCAGUUGCAGAUAAAUUAGAUAAUAACAGAGGUAUUUUAAGGCGCAGAUAUUAUAGACAACAUUGUACGCCAGAAAUGGGUUCCUACACCAAGGAUUUAUCAGCAAUCUGUUCAGAUCUCUCUUCAGUCUUUAUUCUUGAUAACAGCCCAGGAGCUUAUAGAGCCUAUCCACACAACGCGAUACCCAUAAAAUCAUGGUUCAGCGAUGCGGGAGACACUGCUUUGUUAAGCUUACUUCCAGUCUUGGACGCUCUUCGUUUCACACAAGAUGUACGAUCAGUUCUUUCAAGAAAUUUACACUUACAUCAUACUUGGUAGCAUAGCCGAGAUUAAAUAAUAUACUAGAUAUUCUAGAGUUGAAACUAUUAGUAGUUUCAGUUAGUGUGUCUAGCCUAGGAUUAUUAUUGUUAUUAAUUAAUAGCAACAUUAGGUCGCUGCCCUAUAAUGAGAGCCCUCCCCCUUCUUCAGUCUUUCUUUUUCUAUACUCGAACGAACAGCGGCGAGUAAAUACCGAAGGGAAUGGUAUUUAGCCAAUGUAUAAUUAAGCACAAAGCAUCCUAGGAUAAUUCUUUACGUUGUACAGUCCAUGUGUGCAAAAUCAUAAAGCAAUUUUUUUUUACUUUUUCUGUAAGCCUUUGCCAAAGAUCAAGGUAUGAAAAUAAGAUAGAACCGCACUAGCCAGCAGGAUUUUUUAUUUUAGGUAUACUUAAAAUUUUUAUUUAUAUAUUUUGGCAGCAACAUUAUGGAAGAUGAAUCAUUGAAAUAAAGUACUUUUGUUAUUGUAUAUUAUUAACCUAGGAUGUAUAGAGUGAGAGU
Messenger RNA from Cyphomyrmex costatus, 1720 nucleotides. RefSeq names its product CTD nuclear envelope phosphatase 1-like protein dullard (gene Dd). NCBI's taxonomy places the organism in Eukaryota, Metazoa, Arthropoda, Insecta, Hymenoptera, Formicidae. Bases 491 to 1222 code for a protein of 243 amino acids. Gene Ontology annotation, molecular function: phosphatase activity. The record is from RefSeq and is a predicted model, not a curated record. The transcript has 5 exons.